Messenger RNA from Pieris rapae (cabbage white), 2600 nucleotides. RefSeq lists its product as uncharacterized. The record is from RefSeq and is a predicted model, not a curated record. NCBI's taxonomy places the organism in Eukaryota, Metazoa, Arthropoda, Insecta, Lepidoptera, Pieridae. The transcript is spliced from 7 exons. Bases 167 to 1681 code for a protein of 504 amino acids.
GAUUGCGCGGGAGAGUGCACGCCGGCAUGCGUUCUUAGGAGACGCGGGAAAAUGAAAUUUACGAUUUAGUGCGAUUGUUUUAAUGAUAAUAUUAAUUGUGAUGUAUGAGUACAAUUAAUGGUACAAAGUUUGGUGUUGAUAUACAAUAAGUAGUGUGUGCGCCAAAAUGUGGCGUGCGGUUCUGCUAACGAGCCUGGUGUUUCACCAAGGGUAUGGAGUACCCAACCGAGUGGUGGACGUCACCACAACCUGUGAUAAAAGCUCCAUAAGUAUCCACGUCGCCAUGGAGCAACCGUUCAAGGGACUCGUUUUUAGCAAGGACUUUUCAAGGGAAUGUCGUGUACAAGGGCAAAGACAAAAGACAGUUUCCAUUAAUCUACCCUCAAACGCCUGUGGUGUAAGAACCUCGACUCUGAAUACGACAGUCAAUGAACCGGAUGACGAAGAGGAUCUAUACUAUAAUGUAGAGCUGGUGGUGCAGAUGGAUAGACAGCUGCAACAGUCCACAGAUCAAGAUCUUAUUGUUAGGUGUAAAUUACAACGGCGAGCAGUGAAAAUUAACAGCGCGGCGCUGGAGAACGUCAUAUCUUCACAUUUACGGGAGAUGAACGCUCCAGAUAAGAAAGCGAGGACUGGUCGAAAUCGUCAAGGUUGGGAUAAUCCAGUGGAGAUGGAGCAGAGAGAGUGGUUGCUUGAUUCAGCACGCGCCUGGAUGGAGCUGGCUCCAACUAUCGCUGGGUCAGAACCAGCUACCGUUGAAGUUGGACAACCUACUAGACUAUUGAUCCAGUGCACUCUACCAGUUGGAAUAGGUCUGCGUGUAACGAACUGCAUAGCGCACGAUGGCUUAGGAGAAGCGUCCCAAAAAUUGCUGGACGAAGCCGGAUGUCCCAUUGACGAGACAAUCUUCAACAAACCAACGCUACACCGACAUCACAAGGGAACAGAAAUAGACUUUAACGAUCUGGAGCCAGUUGACACAAUAAGAAACACACAGGAGAAUGAUCAACUGAAAAUCGCUAAAUCCGAUCCAGAACUAAUGUUCAAGAAUUUUAUGACAUAUCAACAUGCAAUCACGACAUUUGCGGCGUUCAAAUUUCCGGACAGAGCGAAGCUACAUUUGACCUGUGGGAUAGAACUGUGCAAGGGCCAAUGUCCUGAAAUUGAUUGUAAGGCCCUGAUGAAGCCUCAGAGGACGAAAGAGGGAUUAGUGCGGAAGGCUCGACUGGAUAAGGAGGCUAAAGGAAAUGUCAUAGAUCGAUUGGAGGUUUACAAUAGCAUAGAGGUUUUGGCGCCUAACAUUGAGUUGGAGGAUGAGGCAUCCAUAAGAGGUUCAAGAAGAUCGGAGGGAAAAGAAGAAUUUGUGCGAGGAUUCUCACCGGGAGACAAAACAAUUUGUUUGUCACCGGGUAAAAUGGCUCUUGCGUUUUGCGUUUUAGGAGUUAUCUUUCUAUGUGCUAUUGCGGUCGCAUUUGCUUCGUUAGUGCGAGCGAGACGGCGAACCAGCCGAGAACAGGCCCAUACAUCUCUCUCUUUCUACACUGGCAGUAAGAGCGUCUUCUCUUCUAGUCAGAGUUCCAGUUCUGGAUUAAGUGGAAGUAAAUUGCUACUCACUGAUAGUCCUUACAUGGACCACCAUUCAUCGUCCAGCAAUAAUUGGCCAUAUCCAAGACCGUUUUGACAUUUGAAAUAUGUUUAAAAACUAUAAACGUCAUUUGUCAAUACGUACAGUUAAUACUCUGGAUUUACAAAAAAUUAAUAUUUAAUUUAAAACGAGAUUAGCCGUUAAAUAAUUUAAUCGAAUCAUCGAAAUCUAGUGAUUUUUAUUUAUCGUCACAAAUUACUAUUUUUAUAUUUUUGUUAUGAUAUUUAGUCAACUUGUUAGUCGGUUUUCAUACGAUGACACAUAAUCUUGGUACUAUUUUAGUAAGUAUUCCACAUAUUCCUAAACGGAUUCAAAUAAGUACAGAAACCCUGUUCAAGAGAGAAGUUUUUGUAUGGAAAAAAAUAGACGGGAAUUUAAAGGAUUGGUGUAGUACGUUAUAAAAUCUUAUUAAGUUGUUUAACUCAAAAUAACAUUUGUACUUUUUUAAUAGGAUAUUAGAGAACAGGUCAAAAAUAGCAUAUUUUUUCAUGAAUGUUAUUCAUGAAUCAAAUAAUGUCACAGUGCAAAGGCUAUUUUUGUGUCUAUUUUUAUAAUUUAAAAAUAUUAAACUAUUAAAUGUUUUGUCCUUGUCACUAUUACAUGCAAUAAAAGACAAAACACAAUCUAAAGUACGGUAAUUUAGAUUAAUUAUUAUUAAAACUAUAAGACUGGUUUUAUACAUUUUAUCUAAAUAUAUUAUUUUUAUAUUAUAUACAACCUAUUGAAAUUUAUAUGUACCUUCACUUACUUUUAAGUUAUUUUAGUUUUAUUUAUUGUUUUUGAGGAAGUGCUUUUGUUGGUCAAUGCCCUGGUUAUGGAUUAGUAGGUAAGGUAUUAAAAAUAAAUAAUUAUAAGAUGAUAACAUUAGCUCUUCCUCGAAUAAAUUAAGAUAUAUACUGAUAUUGUGAUACUUUAUGAAUUUUUUACAUCAACAAUGUAUUUAAUGCAAAUAAAU